AUGUGGUUGAAAAACCAGCCACACCUUCACAGCCUCCUGGGCAUCCUUGUUCUCUUCAUCCUUGUUUCCACAGCAUCUGCUGCGAACCGUGGGUCUGACAUUCUCGACAAGGGCCGCAACAUCACCGACGGCGACACCCUUGUUUCGGCUGAUGGGUCAUUCACCCUGGGCUUCUUCCCUCCCGGGGUGCUUGCCAAGAGAUACCUCGGUAUAUGGUUCUCCGUGUCCGAGGACGCCAUCUGUUGGGUAGCCAACAGAGACCGUCCUCUCACUGACGCUCGUGGGGCGCUGGUGAUUAGUGACACGGGAAGCCUUUUCUUGCUCGAUAGCUUCGGCCAGGUUGUGUGGUCUUCAAACACGACAGGCGCUGCCUCCACGACGCUGCAACUGCAUAAUUCAGGCAACCUUGUCCUGAGCGAUGGGAGUGCCAAUGGUGCUGCCAUAUGGCAGUCAUUUGACCACCCAUCAAACACCUUGCUUCCCAGCAUGAAGAUUGGCAAGAACCUAUGGACCAGGGAAGAGUGGUACCUUACGUCGUGGGCUUCGGCCAAUGACCCUGCCACAGGGAAGUUUCGCUACAUUACUAACGGAGAAGGUGUGCCACAAAACAUACUCUUGGAUGGUGACAAAAUGAUCUACCGGUCAGGACCAUGGAAUGGCCUACGGUUCAGCGGUGUCACGGAGAUGACCUCGUAUUCUGACAAGUUUGCUUACCGGUUGACAAGCAGCUCAAGUGAGGUAACCUACAGCUAUGUUUCCAAGGCUGAAGCCUCCUUCUCGCGUCUACUUCUGACUGAUGACGGAGUAUACCAACGCCUGGUAUGGGACCCAACCAGCCGGUUGUGGAAGAUCUUCUUCCAAGCGCCGAGGGACAUCUGCGACCACUAUGGCAGGUGUGGGGCAUUUGGUCUGUGCAACGCCAAUGCUCCAUCAACGUCGUUCUGCAGCUGUGUACAGGGGUUCAGCCCGACAUCUCCAGUGCAGUGGAAGAUGAGGGACACCUCCAACGGUUGCCGCCGAAAGAUGGUACUGGACUGUGGCAAUGGAAUGUCCAGUACCACGGACGGUUUCGUGGUGAUAGACGGAGUGAAGCUUCCCAACACGCACAAUGUAUCGGUGAAUGCUAGCAUCACGUUCGAGGAGUGCAGGGCGAGGUGCCUGGCCAACUGCUCUUGUCUGGCAUAUGCGCCGUUGGAUCUCAAAGGAGGAGGCGCUGGAACUGGCUGCAUCAUCUGGACAGAGGACCUCAUGGAUCUCCGGUAUGUAGAUGGAGGGCAAAUCCUUUAUCUCAGAUCCACCAAGUCAGAAUUAGAUGGGCCAUCUGUAUCCAUGUUCCCAACUGGUAUCGUUAUCGGUGUAUCCGUAGCCUUGAUCAUCAUUCUGGUUCUCCUUGCCUUCUGGGUUAUUAUCACCAGGAGACGACAUCGCAUGCAAAGGGUAUUAGUACACAAUGGUCUGAGGGUGACAGGGGGUUCUGACAGCCAUUCUCCGAAUCCCGCUUCGCCCAUGACGUCCGUCCCUACAAUUGAUCUCCAUACUAUAAUAGAGGCUACAGGAAGUUUCUCCGAUGCAAAUAAAGUUGUUGAAGAAGGAUUUAGUGUUGUCUACAAGGGGCAACUACCUGGUGGUACAGUGGUUGCUGUAAAGAGGCUCAAACAGUCUCUUCUUACUGAUAAAGGCAGGCAGCAUUUCUCAAGGGAAGUGGAAGUGAUGUCAACGCUCACCCAUGUCAAUCUUGCUAAGCUCCUCUACUAUUGCCGGGAAGGAGAUGAGUGGAUACUAGUCUACGAGUGGAUGGAGAAAAAAGUUUGA
Triticum turgidum subsp. durum (durum wheat) is the source of this 1812-nucleotide messenger RNA. The record is from the annotation of a GenBank genome assembly. NCBI's taxonomy places the organism in Eukaryota, Viridiplantae, Streptophyta, Magnoliopsida, Poales, Poaceae.